AUGGCCGGAUACAAUGGGCGUCGCGCCCCCAACUUCUCGCAAUAUCUCGAUGACUUGAACGCCAUUCCGUCCGCAUACGACCAGGCCCUGCAGCAACAGCAGCAGAACACCUUUAAUGUCGAUGAUGAGUUGGCCCUUUUCACCAACGCCGAGUUCUUCGAUUUCGAUAACUUUACCGGCCUGGAUCUGCCUUCCUUCGACCCAGUUGACAAGACGGCGCAUGGCGAGCUUGACCAAUCUACACAAAAUGGGGAUAUGAAGUUCUUGGACUUCCUGAAUGAUGGAAGCCUUGCAAACAUCACCGAUUUCCAGACCGAGCUGAAUGCCGUGAAUGCUCCGGUGCACAUGCCCAAUGCGCCCUUCGCGGCCAUCCCUGCGCCUAACGCCGCCACUGCUCCGGCUGUUCCCAUGCAGCUUCCCCAGAAUGUCGCCCCAGCACCCGCUCAGAGUCUUUCUCCGAUCUCACCCACUACGACCAGUCCUGUUGCUGGACCCAAGCGGAAGAACACCCAGAAGGCUCCCGAGGUCCUCCCUGAGGAGGCCUUGGGUAACAUGGCCGAGGAGGAUAAGCGUCGUCGAAACACGGCUGCCAGUGCUCGUUUCCGUGUGAAGAAGAAGAUGCGUGAGGCAGCUCUUGAGCGUACCGUGAAGGAGACCAAUGAUAAGAACGACGCUCUCGAGGCUCGUGUUACCCAACUUGAGUUGGAGAACCACUGGCUCCGGGGUUUGAUCAUGGAGAAGAAUGGAACCGAAGAGCGCAACGAGCAGUCUGAAAAGGCCAUCUCCGAUAUGUUCAAGAGCUUCUUGGCAUCACGCAACGAGCUUUCUUCAAGUCCCUCCGAGUCCAAGCACGGCGUUGGAACUAUUGCGUAA
Penicillium verhagenii is the source of this 873-nucleotide messenger RNA. RefSeq names its product putative bZIP transcription factor (MetR). Gene Ontology annotation, cellular component: nucleus. Bases 1 to 873 code for a protein of 290 amino acids. The record is from RefSeq and is a predicted model, not a curated record. Gene Ontology annotation, molecular function: DNA-binding transcription activator activity, RNA polymerase II-specific; RNA polymerase II transcription regulatory region sequence-specific DNA binding. Gene Ontology annotation, biological process: regulation of transcription by RNA polymerase II. Lineage: Eukaryota; Fungi; Ascomycota; Eurotiomycetes; Eurotiales; Aspergillaceae. The transcript is spliced from 2 exons.